ACAGAUGGUGUGGGAGCCCGUUCCCCGGUGGGAGGGGGCGCGAGUGAGCAGGCAGGCAGCUGCCAGGAGCUCUUCCCCGCUCGCUCACGCCUCGCUCUCAGAAGCUCCCGAUCCAGACACACGCGAGGCGCUGUCCUUUCAGCACCACAAGCUCGGGCUGAGGAGGGAGGACUCCUCCUCUUCAAAUUGACUUGAAUCUGCUCUGACCCCCAAGAGUGCAGCACAGUCUGGGAAGAAAGGCAUAAGGAUGGUGAAGCUGAACAGUAACCCCAGUGACAAGGGAACCAAGCCACCUUCAGUUGAGGAUGGCUUCCAGACCGUCCCUCUCAUCACUCCCUUGGAGGUUAAUCACUUACAGCUGCCUGCUCCGGAAAAGGUGAUUGUGAAGACAAGAACGGAGUAUCAGCCAGAACAGAAGAGCAAAGGGAAGUUCCGGGUGCCGAAAAUCGCUGAAUUUACGGUCACCAUCCUUGUCAGCUUGGCCCUUGCUUUCCUUGCCUGCAUUGUGUUCUUGGUGGUUUACAAAGCCUUCACCUAUGACCACAGCUGCCCAGAGGGAUUUGUCUAUAAGCACAAGCGCUGUAUCCCGGCCUCCCUGGAUGCUUACUACUCGUCCCAGGACCCUAGCUCCAGAAGCCGCUUCUACACAGUCAUCAGCCACUACAGCAUGGCCAAGCAGAGCACUGCCCGGGCCAUCGGGCCAUGGCUGUCAGCAGCUGCUGUCAUCCAUGAGCCCAAGCCACCUAAGACCCAGGGCCAUUAGAGGAUAACCCCAGCCAGAAUGGGGGGGAGGGGUGGUGUGGAAAGGAGGACCCCCCUGUUGGCUAAGUCAAGCUCCAGACAACAAUGUACUCCUGGGAUAUGGGGGCAGGGGUGGGGAAGGGUGGGAUGGGUGGGAGGGACUCACCGACAAUAUCGUACACUGGAGUCAUCUGAGUUGAUAUUUUUUUUUGUCCCUUGGUAUUGUUGAUUCGUCCCCAAGUCAGGCUCAUGUACAAAGGCAUGUUUCGUGUUGAUUGUUCCCAUGUAAGAUAUUUUUAAAGCCACUGCUUAUUCUCUGUUAGGAAAAUUUAAAAACAGAAAAGGAAAGAAACAAAGAAAAUGAACAAAAUGCAUUAACUUGGCUCCAUCUGGAGUUUGUUGAAGGGCAGUAAAGAGCACAGACUCUGUGGGCCUCUUAGCUGAGAAAUUGUAGCUUCAGCGUGGGCUUCGGAGGGAACAGAAUCAUAAGUGGCACAGACUGGGGCUAUUUGGUUUGCCUUUGAUCUGAAGGAUAGGAACAAAGGAAGUUAAGAACAGUCAAGUUGGAGAGAAGGACUAAUCCUGGCAUUAGUAAGCCCAGGAUGCACACACCAUGGAGUAAAACAUACUGACCAUUGGUGCAUUUUGCAAGAUUAGCACAAAAUUUAUAGGGCAUCCAUUCUAGGGCCUGGGCAGAUCAACAUGGCCUGGGUUCUGAAUGUCUACCCUGUGGAAUGUGUUUUGCAUAAGUGAACAUUGAGAAGGGGGCAGAUUUUCUUUGUCUUUUUCUUCUUUUUCUAGAUCUACUCCUGGAUACUGUCCAUGUUUAUGAGACAGCAGGGGUGGAGUGGGAGAGAAGGAAGGAGAGGCUACAAGAAGAAGGAUGGCACAGGACAGGCACGUAACACUUGGCCAAGCUCCAAGCACAGGCACCCAAUUUUAAAAUUUUGUUUGUUUGUGAUUUCCCAAAGUGCUAAUGACAAUAGCAACAACAAUGUAACAAGGAACCUCAAGUGAUAGCCAGGGAGAGACUCUAAGACUGGGGCUGCAGCAAUGCCAAGUCAUUUCUAAAGGAAGCUGAAAAAUGUGACUGUCUUUUGCCCACUCUGUUGUGUCGAUGGGGGACAUUUCCCAACCGGGUUCUAGAAGCUCCUGAUGGGGAGGAAGCAUCCAGCACUGACCAGCUCCCCCGCUGCCCUGGAACCAUUUCAGGCAAUCCCAUGCUGGGGAGGCCCAUUCUGUGGGUUGUCAGCUCCAGGCCCAAGGUGGCCAGAACUGGUUGGGAGAGUUGGUUAUUUGAGGUGUGGUACUGUUUCCCUGUGAAUCUCUGACAGGCCAUUUAAAGGAUAUUUUUUUGUGGCUUGCUAUGUUGCCAAAAUUAUCAUACACAACAGCUGGGUAAUAAGACUAGUAUAGCUCAAACUAUCCUGCCAAACACUCUCAUCAGAUUUUUCCUCUCUUCUCCCCCACCCUCCCAUCACCUUGAGUCACCUGUAAAUUCAUUUGUCAUCCAAAGCGGAAUAACACAUUGUCCCUAGCAAAACCGCUGAGCGCUUUAUAAUUUCGUGGUGUAUUUUUGUCAGUAGGUAGCAGAGGCUGAAGUAUUUUUUGGUGUAAUUCUUGAAAUUUUCUGACAGGAAACAAAUAAAGAUAGAUGUGUCUGAGAG
Galeopterus variegatus (Sunda flying lemur) is the source of this 2408-nucleotide messenger RNA. It is a transcript of the gene NSG2, whose product is annotated as neuron-specific protein family member 2. Gene Ontology annotation, molecular function: clathrin light chain binding. The record is from RefSeq and is a predicted model, not a curated record. Gene Ontology annotation, biological process: clathrin coat assembly; endosomal transport; G protein-coupled dopamine receptor signaling pathway. NCBI's taxonomy places the organism in Eukaryota, Metazoa, Chordata, Mammalia, Dermoptera, Cynocephalidae. Gene Ontology annotation, cellular component: membrane; endosome. The transcript is spliced from 5 exons. The coding region runs from base 248 to 763 and encodes 171 amino acids.